AUGACACAAAUGAGUCAAUCACCUUGGUACUUGCAUCAACCUGACAAGGAGCUAGUAGAGAAAUUUAGAUUCAUCCAACACCAAGAAGAUGAACGAUUGAGGGAUGCCACCCUGGAUACCAACCACUCAAGAUGGUCUCUUGGUGUUAGCGUUUUACCCAAAAACGAUUAUAGAAAUCGUUAUGUGAACAUAAUGCCCUAUGAGAAGAAUAGAGUAAAACUUAACGUUGUACAGGGCAACGACUAUAUCAAUGCCUCUUAUGUUAAGGCAGAAGUACCAGGUCAGAGUCUUAACUCAGGUAAAUACAUUGCCACCCAAGGUCCCACAGAGAAUACAUGGGCCCAGUUUUGGCAAAUGUGUUAUUACGAAUGCCCUCAUCCGGACAUCGUCAUUGUAAUGGUUACUCCACUGGAAGAACAUGGAAGACCUAAAUGCUUUCCUUAUUGGCCAAGAGGUACAUCUAACGGCGAUAGGAUAAAGGUAGCACCUAAAGUACAAACAAUUAAAGGUACUAAUGAUAUCAGUGAAUUUCCUUGUGAUAUUUGUGUAGAGUUCAAAGAGAGUUCAAAAAUUGAUAACUGUUACACUUUAACCACUCUAACUUUAAAACCCUUGUUUGGCAACGGUCCCGUUAAAACCGUUCACCACUUCUAUUUUGAUCUCUGGAGGGAUAUGAGUAAACCUGAUCAAGUAGUUCCCAUCAUGCAGCUUUGCAGGCAUUCUAAUAGUCUCAACCAUAAGGAGAACCCAAUUAUAGUUCACUGCUCGGCAGGUGUUGGUAGAAGUGGUACCUUCAUCGCCCUAGAUCACCUAAUAAAUGAUACCGCCGACUUCAAAAUAGGCAUAUCCUCCGAUAAUCCCACUAUGAAUCCAAUUAAGCACUAUGAUCACGACUUGAUAGAACAAAUCGUUCUUCAACUUCGUUCUCAAAGGUUGAAAAUGGUACAGAUGAUAGAUCAAUACCUAUUCAUAUACCAUGCAGCAAACUAUCUGUAUGCUAUGCGUGGCUCUCACUCUCAAAAGUGA
Molecule: messenger RNA, 1026 nt
Organism: Zygosaccharomyces rouxii
Lineage: Eukaryota; Fungi; Ascomycota; Saccharomycetes; Saccharomycetales; Saccharomycetaceae
Gene: PTP1
Product: tyrosine protein phosphatase PTP1
Exons: 1
Coding region: 1-1026 (341 amino acids)
Biological process (GO): protein dephosphorylation
Molecular function (GO): protein tyrosine phosphatase activity
Source: RefSeq, a predicted model, not a curated record